This is a messenger RNA of Vanderwaltozyma polyspora DSM 70294, 795 nucleotides long. RefSeq names its product methylthioribulose 1-phosphate dehydratase MDE1 (gene MDE1). Gene Ontology annotation, molecular function: metal ion binding; methylthioribulose 1-phosphate dehydratase activity. The transcript has a single exon. NCBI's taxonomy places the organism in Eukaryota, Fungi, Ascomycota, Saccharomycetes, Saccharomycetales, Saccharomycetaceae. The record is from RefSeq and is a predicted model, not a curated record. Bases 1 to 795 code for a protein of 264 amino acids. Gene Ontology annotation, cellular component: cytoplasm.
AUGACUGAACGUAGUUUUGAUUCCUUUGAAGUGGUUGAAAAUGGUUUAACUGAAGAGCAAAUAUUGCAGAACCCUGAUUGUUUGAUCUCAUCGCAUGAUGAGAACCAUCCUGCCAAUGUCAUUUGUAAACUAUGUGAACAAUUCUUCCACAACAAUUGGUGUACUGGUACUGGUGGUGGUAUUUCAAUUAAGGAUCCUAAAACCAAUUACUUGUACAUUGCACCAUCAGGAGUUCAAAAGGAAAAGAUGAAAAGAGAAGACCUAUUUGUAUUAAACGAAACUGGUGAUAAAUGUUUGCGUAAACCAUCGAUGUACAAACCAAGUGCAUGCACACCGUUGUUUUUAGCUUGUUAUAAACUUCGUAAUGCUGGUGCAAUCAUCCAUACUCACUCCCAACAUGCGGUUAUGUGUUCAUUGAUAUUUAAAGAUGUCUUCAGAAUCUCUAACAUCGAACAGAUCAAAGCCAUUCCAAGUGGAAAAAUCGACCCUGUCACGAAUAAACAGAUAGCAUUAUCCUUUUUUGAUACUUUAGAGAUCCCAAUUAUAGAAAACAUGGCUCAUGAAGACCAAUUGAUCGAUAGUUUCCAUGACAUCUUCAAACGUUGGCCUCACACUCAAGCAAUUAUUGUACGAAGACAUGGUAUAUUCGUCUGGGGCUCAGACAUAAACAAGGCCAAGAUAUACAACGAGGCAAUCGAUUACCUAAUGGAACUAGCUGUCAAGAUGUAUCAAAUAGGCAUUCCUCCAGACUGUGGCAUCGGUGAAGAGAAGAGGUACCUUGAAAUGCCAAUGUAG